AUGGAGGAGCGCCGCGCCGAGGGCCGCACGGCGCAGAGGCUGCUGGCGGCCUUCAUGGCGCUCGACGGCCACAGAGGCUGCCAGCCCACCCUGCUGGGGGCAGCCUUGGCAGAGGCCCUCCGCGGCGGCAGGCGCCAGGAGGCCGCAGAGCUCGCGGAGGCGGAGACGGCCGACGAGACGCUGCUGGAGGCAAGGCGCGGCGACCUGCAGCUGGCGGCCGAAGAAGCGGCUGCCGCGGCGCUGGCUGCCGCCCGCGCCCCUGGGCCUGCGCAGCACCUCCUGGACCAGCUCAGGCGCGAGGCCGCGACCGAGCGGCUGGCGGAGGCUGCGCGGGGCGCCGAGGCCGAAGCCGCGCGCCAGACGGAGGCGGAGAGCACGGCCGCCGCUGCCGCGCCCUGCGAGAGCCUGAGCGAGGCGAGCUCCGAGGCCCAGCGGGCGAGGCUGCAGGCCGACGAGCAACAGGCCGCUGCGGCGGCCGCGCCGAGCAGCCCCGCUGGCGAAGGAGGCGCCGCCGAGGGCGAGGUGGCGCCCACGCGAGGCAGGCCGGAGGCCGAGCGCCUGGCCGACGCGCAGCGCCGCGCCGCGGACGCCCUCGCGCAGCUGGCCGCGACGCACAGCCCGAAGCUGGCCGAGGCGCGGACGGCGAGCGCCGAGGGGCGGACGGCGCGGGCCGAGGGCCGAGGCGCGGACGCCCGCGCGAAGCUGGCAGAGGCAGAGGCCGCGCUCCAGCAGGCGCUGGCCGCACGCCAGGGGGCCGCUGAGGCCGCGAAGGAGGUCAAGCGCCUGGAGACCGAAGCGGAGUACGACGCGGGCGCGGAGAAGCAGGCGCUGGAGGAGACCGGGCUGGGCCAGGUGUUCGUGGCAACGGACGCGCCCGAGGACCUGCGGGAGGAGCUCCGGGCCGAGGUGCGCGGCGCGGUGCACUUCUACGCGGACCCGGGCGCGGGCCCCGCGCUCGACCACCCGGGGAAGCAGGCGGCGGCGGAGAUCUGGAUCGCCGCCCGCGCCGAGUUCUUCAUCGGCACUCAGGAGUCGCGCUUCACAAUGGCCAUCCAGCUGGAGCGGGGCUUCCUUGGCAAGCGGAGCGCCACGUCCGAGCGUGAGUUCUGCAAGGUGAUGCACCACUGGCUACGUUUUUAUCGACGACCUUUUGACGAGCUCAUGACUGGCACGGGCAAGUCCAAGGGCCGUGUAAAGGUGGAGAGGGCCGAAGUUGACAACUUCCACGGCGAGAUGGACGACCUGCAGGCCCCAGCGCCCAUCAAACCUAUUACGAAGGACAACGACACGAGCGACGGCACUAAGACCUACCUACUCAACAACAGCGAGGUCGACGACAUCACCGUCCCCGACAGAGACUACCUCGAUGAGGUCACGGACGUUGCGAACGCUGGCAAAGACGACAUUGUGCACUACAUUGGCGAGCGGAACGGCGCCGAGUACGACACCGUCGACGGCGAGCAGACUGUCUACGUGGGCAGAUACGGGUCCGAGGUCACGGAAAAGGGCAUCGACGGCUCCGAGAGCAUUGAGGGCAGUGCCACCGUGACUCGCGUGGGCAACGAGAGCGAAAGCGACCCCGAGCCAGUUGUAGCCAAGAGGUUCUACGCCAUCCUCGGCGACCUUCCCGAUAGGCGGGCUGCGACUGCAACGGUUGGGACGUCGGCUACGACAGGCAACGCCUGCGAGGAGCAAACAGGCAACGCCUGCGAGGAGGAGCAGGCAGAGAACGCCUGCGAGGUCGCCUCCGCCUUCACCAAAGCGAAGUCGGCCUGCCGUUGCGAGCAGGCCGCCUACUCCUGCGAGGAAUCCGCCUACGCUAGCGUGGAGGCCGCCUGUGCCUACCUACGCAAGAAGCCCGCGCGGCGCUCGCUCCGAGAGUUGAGGCUGGCGGUGCCGCUCGUCCAGCCUCCGGCCCCGAGGCCUCAGCGGGGCCUCGCCGCGGCGGAGCCGCCUGGCUCCCUCAGCGGGGCCUCGGCCUCGGCCUCCGCUCUCGGGGCCUCGGCCUCGGGCGGCGGGGGCGGCGCGGGCGGCCCCGGCGUGCGUGGUCUCGGCCUGCCUCUGCCGCGCCUCGGCCUCGGCGUCGGCCUCGGCGGCAUCGGCAGGGGGGGCCCCGCGGGGGCACAGAGGGAUAGCAUCCUCGGCCUCACCGUCCUCGGGCAGUCGGGACACCGGUGGCCCGCCCAGGCGGUUUGCCCCGUCUUCUCGGCCUCCAUGAGGUGCGGAGGCUCAGGCCGCGGGCCGCGGGGUGGACGUUCGGACGCGACACACGUUCGCGUCGGGCCAGCGGCGAUGAUCAAGGUCAACCUCGACAACCUGAAGAAGGACCACGACACGACCAGCAACGAGCUCCUCGCCGACGGCAUCAGGCUGCAGAUGCAGCGCGUGCCGCGGCCGCACACGAAGCUGGCGCGCUGCCGCUGCGGCGCCGCCUCCUCCUGCGCCGGCGCCUGCCGCAUGAGCGGGCAGACGUCGGGCCGCGAGCAGGCGCUCUGGGUACCGGAGCCCAUGCCGUCGACCGCAAGCCAGGCCUCCAGCUCCAGCGCCGGGGCCGGCGGCGGCGGCGGCCACUGCGGGAGGACGCGGGCCGACCGCGAGGGCUGCGCCCGCAGCCACGGCGAGCGCUCCACGGUGUCGCCGCGCAGCACCGGCUGCGCAUCCUGGGCCACGGCCAGCCUCGCGGGCAGCACCGCCACCGCGGUCUCACAGGCCAGGACCCUGGUGGACCCAGAGGCGGUGGCCCACCUGGCGCCGACCAGCCACGCGCUCGAGGACUUCGACGGGCCGUCCCGGCCCCUCGGCAGCGGCUCCUUCGGGGCGGUCUGGCGCGUGGAGCACCGGAGGACGGGCGAGGUCUUCGCGAUGAAGGUGAUCCGGAAGGACAGGGUUGAGCUGCACGGCAUGGCCCCCUACCUGCUGCGGGAGGUCAAGACGCAGCUGAAGAUCACGCACCCCCACGUCCUGCGCCUCUUCCAGUACUUCGAGGACGACGCGGACGUCCGCCUGCUCCUCGAGUACGCCGCCGAAGGAGCCGCCCGCCCGGCGCCGCGCGCGGGCCGCCGAGCGGGGUACGGCGCGAUGGCCGCCACCGCGGAGCUGGAGCACUUCUGCGGGUACGGCGGGGCGCACCUGAACACGGUGCGGUACCAUCCCCUGCAGGCGGAGACGCUCAUCUACACGGCCGCGAGCGCGGUCAUCAUCGAGGACGUGAACGACCCCCACAAGCAGGAGUUCCUCCGCGGCCAGCAUGACAACGAGGUGUCCGCCCUGGACGUGUCCGCCAACGGCAAGCUCCUGGCCAGCGGGCAGCUGGGCUCCCCGAGCCGGAAGGGCGCCGUUGCGCCCGUGGCCGUGUGGGACUUCGACGCGCGGCAGGUCCACAUGGUAUUCGAGGGGCUCGCCCACCGCGUGCUGAACCUCAGGCGGGCCACGGGCGGCCCGCCGCCCCACCCGGCGGCGCACGGGGCCCCCCCGGCCGACCGCGAGGUCGGUGAUGUCGAGGAGGUCCCCGUCCACGAGCUCGACCGCGUCGACCAGCUCGGCGCGGGGGAUCUGAGAGAGGGCCCCUCUUCCACGCCCCCCUCUUGGACGCCCCCGAACAUCUGCACCGAGAUACUCGAGAAGAACCCGCGCGACCAGGCGGUGUGGUUCCUCAAGUGCCGGGCGCUUACGCGCAGGCAGUGGCUGGACGACGUGGAGAUCGACGAGGAGGGCAUAGCGGACAUCCUCAUGGACGACAACGCCGUGGCGCAGGCGCCGCGGCCGGGCACGUCCCUGCACCAGCCCCUCGCCAGGGGCCCGGAGGCCGGCGUGCCCUCGCAGGUGGUGCGCCCCGUCAGCGCCGCCCGGCGGCCGGUGACCGGCUUCGCGAGGCCAGGGACCAACAGGCCCACGAGCUCCGCGGCCGGGCGCGACGUGGCCACCGCGAUGCAGGGCAACCGCCCUGGGACAUCCCGGCCGCUCACGUCGAUGGGUCGCCUGGUGCGUCUGGGCACCGCGUCAAUGCAGCACGACGACGGCGGCGAGUUCGUCAGGCUCGAUGCGCUCGACCUGAAAAAGUACGCGCAGCGCCCUGCCAUCGCCAAGGCGCUCUGCGACUACAUGCUGUACUACGCUCACAACCCCCGAAAGGCGCUGGAGCUUGCAUCGGAAGCGACGCAGGCGUCGGACUUCAACGACUGGUGGUGGAAGGCUCGCCUCGGCAAAGCGUACUACCAGCUGGGGCUGUUGCGGGACGCCGAGAAGCAGCUGAAGAGCGCCCUCAGAGACCAGGACAUCGUCACGACGCACCUCGAGUUGUGCAAGAUCUACCUCAAACUGGACCAACCCAACACCGCGCUGGACCAGUACACCCGGGCAUCAGAGAAGUGGACUGGGGACACACAUCUAUUAGUAGGCAUCGCGCGGACUUGGGACAUGUUGAACGCCCUGCUCAGGGGCGUGCAGUUCUACAAGAAGGUGCUGCACUACGAUUCGGUCAACGUGGAGGCGAUAGCAUGCUUGGCGUCGCACCAUUUUUACACCGACCAGCCAGAACUGGCGCUGCGCUUUUACCGACGGCUAUUGCAGAACGGCGUUGCGAACGCGGAGCUGUGGAACAACAUGGGGCUCUGCUGCUUCUAUGCGGGGCAGUACGACUUAACCCUGAGCUGCUUUGAGCGGGCGCUAAUGCUGGCGGACGACGACAACAUGGCCGAAGUCUGGUACAAUAUCGGCCAGGUGGCCAUCGGCGUCGGGGACCUCGGCCUUGCAUACCAGGCGUUCAAGAUUGCCGUGUCCGUGGACCCCAACCAUGCAGAGAGCUACAGCAACCUCGGGGUUCUGGAGCUCAGGAAGAACAACGUCGAGCAGGCGCAGGCGCACUUCCACACCGCGAUGCGCCUCGGGCCCCACCUGUUCGAGCCCGCCUUCAACGGCGGCCUGCUGGCCUUCAAGCUGGGCGACUUCCAGGAGAGCUACGAGCUGGCGCACAAGGCGCUGGAGGCGUACCCGGACCACAUCGACAGCAAGGAGCUGAUCAAGCAGCUGAAGUCCCACUUCUCCUCCCUCUGA
Messenger RNA from Prorocentrum cordatum, 5052 nucleotides. The record is from the annotation of a GenBank genome assembly. NCBI's taxonomy places the organism in Eukaryota, Dinophyceae, Prorocentrales, Prorocentraceae.